This is a messenger RNA of Olea europaea var. sylvestris, 989 nucleotides long. Its product is annotated as LOB domain-containing protein 29-like. The transcript has 2 exons. Lineage: Eukaryota; Viridiplantae; Streptophyta; Magnoliopsida; Lamiales; Oleaceae. Gene Ontology annotation, biological process: positive regulation of DNA-templated transcription; hormone-mediated signaling pathway. Gene Ontology annotation, cellular component: nucleus. The record is from RefSeq and is a predicted model, not a curated record. Bases 118 to 789 code for a protein of 223 amino acids.
UUCCCCUCUGGUGUUUAUAAACAUGGAGAUAGCACUUGAAAAUAAGCUAAGAACAUAAAAUUAUCAGUGAAUUAGCCCAAAUAAGAUCAAUCAAAAGCAAUAAGAUCAAGAUCAAGAAUGUCAGGAUCUGGUUCCCCUUGUGGUGCCUGCAAAUUCUUAAGAAGAAAAUGUGCUAAGGGUUGUGUAUUUGCACCUUAUUUCUGUCAUGAACAAGGUGUUUCACAUUUUGCAGCCAUCCAUAAGGUUUUUGGUGCAAGCAAUGUGUCGAAACUCCUUGCUCACCUUCCAGUGACCGAUCGGUGUGAAGCGGCCAUCACGAUUGCUUAUGAAGCUCAGGCUAGGCUUCAAGAUCCUAUUUAUGGCUGUGUUUCUCAUAUCUUUGCCCUCCAACAACAGGUAGUCAAUCUCCAAGCCCAAUUAGCUUCUCUUAAGGAACAAGCAUCUCAGUCCUUAAAUGGCUCCAACAAUGGAAACCCUAAUGAUAAAUUUUACGAUGAAAGCCAUUCUUUCCGACAAGACGUUCUAAGCUGGUUUCAAUCCUGCCAAAAUCAAGACACGAUGCCCACAUAUUGCACAAACAUAGACAAUAGUUUGACAGACAUAUUGUAUCCUCAAAGAGGCACAAUGAACCCUAUUGUGAAGUGUGAAAGUCCUGUUUUUCCACAAGAAAACAUUUCAUAUGGUAGUAUGGAUUCACUCGAAAUGCAAUCAAAUAACAGGCAAUGGGCAUAUCCAAAUGAUUUUGAUGACUUUCAAUCUGUGGCCUUCAGAUAUGUUCAGCAUUCAUGAAGAAUUAGGGUUCGAGUUAUAAUUACAAACACAUAGAUUUAUAUUGUGUGUGAAAAUUACUCUGUCAAAUUUUGAAUUACUACUGCGGACUUUCAUGAUAUGCAUUUGGAAACCUUAGAAAAUUUCUGCUGUCAGAAACUUGUUAUCCACUAUGAUUGUUUUCUCAGAUUUUGUAUUAACAUUGGAUAUUAUAAGUAGAA